Molecule: messenger RNA, 1992 nt
Organism: Lactuca saligna
Lineage: Eukaryota; Viridiplantae; Streptophyta; Magnoliopsida; Asterales; Asteraceae
Source: the annotation of a GenBank genome assembly
CUAGUAAGUACUCAAGAUAUGUUCAAUUUGAUUUUAUUUUAUUUUGAGUAAAGCCGUCAAGCCGAGUAAAAUCCUUUGACAAUUACUUAAGUACCCCCAUCUUCUUCAUCUUGGAAACAACGAACCAGAAAACCCUCCCCAUCCGUCACAAUCGGAGAAAUUUUGUGUGGACGUUGACGUGGGAGAGAAGAGCAACUAUGUUAUCGAAAGGAGCACCAGCGGUGGCGACGACGUACAAUGCCUCCGGCAAAGACAUCAAUUUUGCCCUAACUCGUUCCCGAUCCAUCGGUUUCAUCUCAAACCAUAGACAAUACAACGUCUUUUUAUGCAAUUCAUCGGUGAGGAGAGUUUCUCCGUUACUGGCCGUAACAACUGGGGAGCAUUCGAACAACGUUGCUAGUUUACAUGAGGCGGAGAAGGAAAAGAGCCUGGGGAAUCAGCUCCGGCUGGGGAGCUUGACGGAGGAUGGAUUAUCGUAUAAGGAGAAGUUCGUUAUUAGGUGUUAUGAAGUUGGAAUUAACAAAACUGCUACCAUUGAAACAAUUGCCAAUCUGUUGCAGGAGGUUGGAGGUAAUCAUGCUCAGAGUGUUGGGUUUUCUACUGAUGGAUUUGCCACCACAACUACUAUGAGGAAGUUGCAUCUCAUAUGGGUUACUUUACGAAUGCAUAUUGAAGUAUACAGAUACCCUGCUUGGAGUGACGUGAUUGAAAUUGAGACUUGGGUUCAAGGUGAUGGAAGAAUGGGGACCAGACGUGAUUGGAUCCUCAAAGACUAUUCCAAUGGUGAGAUCAUUGGAAGGGCUACAAGCAAAUGGGUGAUGAUGAAUGAGGAUACUAGAAGAAUGCAGAAAGUCAGUGAUGAUGUCAAAGAAGAAUACUUAGUUUUUUGCCCAAGGACACUCAGAUUAGCAUUUCCUGAAGAGAACAAUAACAGUCUGAAGAAAAUAGCAAAACUUGAAGAUCCUGCUGAAUAUUCAAGACUAGGACUUGUUCCAAGGAGAUCUGAUCUUGAUAUGAACAAACAUGUUAACAAUGUUACCUACAUUGGAUGGGCUCUUGAGAGCAUUCCACCAGAGAUCAUUGACACACAUGAACUGCAAGCUAUUACUUUGGAUUACAGACGUGAAUGCCAACAAGAUGACAUAGUUGAUUCACUCACCAGCUAUGAAUCACCUGAUGAUGAACAACACCUUACAGAAACCAAUGGAUCUGUUGUUGUUUCCUCUGAAACUCAAAGAAAUGGACAAGAAGAUUUGAGCCGAUUCUUGCAUCUAUUAAGAUCUUCAGGUACUGGUCUUGAAAUAAACAGGUGUCGCACUGAAUGGAGAAAGAAGCCGGAGAAAAGAUAAGCAUAUUUACCAUUUGUUUUGUUUUACCUUUUUACCCUUUUCCAUUGGUGUUCAAUAUCUGUCUUUUGUAUGUGAUUUUCUGGAUAUAUGUUAUUAUGUGCUCUAUCUGAUAUGAUGUUAUGUGUGUAGAGUGAUAUUUAUAUAUUUAUCGAUAAUCUGUUGUGGGAAAAUAAUGUUUCAGGGUAGAAGGAUUUGUGUUUUUAUCAGUUUUUGGUUAUUAUAUAUAUUUUGUAUUAUGAAUUUUGAGUUACAUGAUCAAAUCAAAUGAUAUGGAGUAUUGUGCUGUGACUUGUGAGUUGAAUUAUCCAAAUAUUAUAAAAUCACUGACAUAACAUAAAAUAACCUCUGUUUAUUUAUUCAUGUUGUAACUUCACUGCACAAGGUACAAGUCACCAUAGCAGCCAAACUAGAACAAACCUCACUAGACAAACUCUUCUAAAACACAAUAGGAGCUGAUAUUAUUCAUUUGACCUAAUAAUAAGACAGGGAUUCAAUCAUGUGGAUUGACUCUUUUGCCCUUCUUCACCUCCUCAGCUUGACCUCCAUAUCCAGGGUAUCCUCCACCACCUCCACGACCACCAUCACCACCAGGUUUGUUACCUGGCCCUCCACUGCCAUAACCGCCUGGAUUCCCGCCAUCGCC